Messenger RNA from Paracoccidioides lutzii Pb01, 597 nucleotides. RefSeq names its product pre-mRNA-splicing factor CWC21. Bases 1 to 597 code for a protein of 198 amino acids. The record is from RefSeq and is a predicted model, not a curated record. The transcript has a single exon.
AUGUCCUCAAACGUUGGCCUCUCCACCCCACGUGGGAGUGGUACCUCCGGCUACGUUCAGCGGAACCUCUCCCACCUAAAACCACGGGAUGCUGGCUACGGCGCGCCUUACCCACCCCUCUCAGCUACCGGCGCCAACUCAGACCAACAGUCAAAUAAUAACUUCAAACAGCGCAAGCCUGAUAAACAGAUUCUUGAGCACGAUCGGCGGCGGGCCAUCGAAGUAAAGAUCCUGGAAGAGAGAGAUCGAUUGGAAGAAGAGAAUGAGGAGGCGGAGGAGAAGGGGGAGGAAAAGAAGUUUUCAGAAGAGGAAAUUGAAAAGAGACUAGAUGAAAUGCGGGCAAGGCUAGUGCGGGAGUUGGAAGAGGAGUUGAAUGGUGAGAGUGAUGGGAGGCGUCGCGCGUUUGGUUCCAGACUGGGCGAGGGGGGAAAGGCUGAGCGGAAACAGUUUAAGACGUACCAGGUGCACGAGUUGGCGGAAGCGAAGAUUGAGGAGAGUGAGAGGUUGAGGAAAGCUUUGGGUAUUAGAGGGGAAGGGGAGCAGGGAGAUGAGUGGAAGUGGAGUGGCGGUGGUGGGAGGCGGCGGGAACAGGGAUAG